CGGUGGCGGCGCUCCGCUUUGCCCGCCCUUCGGUGCCGCUCGGCGGGAAAAGCCGGGCUUUGGCGGGCUCGGAGGACGCGCGGCCGGCGGGAGGGGGGGUAGCCGGAGCCCGCCGCGGCCCGCAGGGAACCGCGCGGCUGCCUCUCGCCCGACAUGCCUGCCGAGGGGGAGCUGCCGAGCGGCGACGGCCCCGGCGAGCCGCAGUACCUACGGCAGGUCCGGCACAUCCUGCAGCACGGCCACCGGAAGGAGGACCGCACCGGCACCGGCACCAUCUCCGUCUUCGGCAUGCAGGCGCGGUACAGCCUGAGAGAUCAGUUUCCACUGCUAACAACAAAGAGGGUAUUCUGGAAAGGAGUGCUGGAGGAGCUGCUGUGGUUCAUCAAGGGUUCUACAAAUGCCAAAGAGCUCUCUGCAAAAGGUGUGAAGAUUUGGGAUGCUAAUGGCUCACGUGAGUUCCUGGAUAAGCAGGGUUUCAGCACCAGAGAGGAGGGGGAUUUGGGACCGAUUUAUGGUUUCCAGUGGAGGCAUUUUGGAGCAGAAUACAAAGAUAUGCAUACAGAUUACUCCAAUCAAGGAGUUGAUCAGUUGCAAAAAGUGAUUGAAACAAUCAAAACCAAUCCAGAUGACAGAAGAAUCAUUAUGUGUGCUUGGAAUCCCAAAGAUAUUUCUCUGAUGGCUUUGCCUCCAUGCCAUGCCCUUUGCCAAUUCUAUGUUCUAAAUGGUGAACUGUCUUGCCAACUCUAUCAGAGGUCUGGAGAUAUGGGACUAGGAGUGCCUUUCAAUAUUGCCAGCUAUUCACUGCUCACAUACAUGAUUGCCCAUGUCACAGGGCUAAAGCCUGGAGAGUUCAUACAUACAUUAGGAGAUGCUCACAUAUAUCUGAAUCAUGUGGAACCUCUAAAAGUUCAACUUCAGAGGGAGCCAAGACCUUUCCCCAAACUCAGAAUUCUUCGUAAGGUUGAAGACAUCACUGACUUUAAGGCAGAAGACUUUCAGAUUGAAGACUAUAAUCCUCAUCCACCUAUUAAAAUGGAGAUGGCUGUUUAAUGCUAUAAACCAGCUUCUAUUAAUGUGGAAAUAUACCUAAGCUACUUAGCUUUUGCUGUACUUAAAGUUAUGGGGUAUUUAUAUACUUGAAAUGGUAUAUACUUUAUUACUGAAAAAGAAAUGGAUGGCAAUAGACCAGUAACUGCCUUCAGUACUAAACUGUAGUCUUACAGAACAGAUGAGUAUUUAUUCCUGCUGUACUAUGCAGAUGCUAACCCACUUUUAAGUUGUUACUGAGAUGGUUUUCUACACGUUGUUUCAGUUGCCAGUGGCCACUUCUGUUACCGUUCAGUUACUGUGUGUGAGUAUCACUUCUUUACAUGUUUUAUUUAGUACUGAAAAUAAGAACUUUUAUGUGAUAGAGGGUUUUUUCAAGGUUGUAGAAGUCUUUAAAUAUGCUCUAAAGAGUAUAUGUUUAAUAAAGCUUUUUUUAAAAAAAAGUAUUCUGGAAGGGGUGAUGCAUAUUUAAUUUUAGUAUGCUUGUUUAUAGUUAGUAGUAAAUAAGAGUUGGAAAGCAAAGGUAAAUUCUGUUUUACUUUAGGAUCUUGAAGAGUGAGAUGUAGCAAGGAAAAACAAACGAGCUUCCCAUGGUCUUCACAGAUGAACCAGCAGGAAGGCAAAAGAUCUUAAUAGAGCUUUGUCUGAAAUGCAGUCUCUGCAUAGUAUCUCUGUAUCAGCAUUUCUUUUUUAUUCGCCAGCACUGCACAAAUGAUGAAUUUGAUAUAAAUUAGAGCUGUGGAUGAACAGAGGUUACCAUAUAGUACUAGCAAUAAUCUGUCUUCAUUUAAAACCAGAUCCCACAAGCAUAUGGACUAACUUUGCAGCCUGGAGCAGUGAAAGUUAGAGUUAGUAGUAUUUGUAGGAUUGGAGCUUAUUAAUUAAUCUUAACAGAAUUCAGCUUUCAUCUUGCCUUAUCCUUGCAACUUCUGCAGUAACUUCAGUCUUUAUAAAAUGCCUCUUCAGGAAUUCAGUUGUGAAGAGAUCUGUGGUUAAUAUUCAGACAUAGCAUAUGCGAUACAUAUUUGAGCACAUGGAGAAAUGCCUAGUAAUUUUUAAAUUAUUUUUCAAAGUAAACUGGUAAAUACCAUCGGAAAAUUGUACAAUUUGAGAUAAUUCUAAGAAUUUAAUAAACACUAUGCUUUGAUUCCAUUCAUUCAGGGGCCUGCAUAAGAGGACCACUGCAUCUUAAAUGAAACUGAACGUAACUUUUAAAAGCAUAUUUUGCAUUGAAAUUAUUUUCAAAUUCAUUAUGUUGAUCUUCAUUAUACUGAUCACCGAUCUUCAGACUACAUUUUUUGUAGCACCAUGUCAUGUGCUCAAACAAUAAUUUGUUCCCUUUUUCUAACAUUUAGCCCAACACAACAAAAUUGCAGGAAAAGGAUGUCAUUACCUUUUGUAAGUACAUCAAAUGUAAACAGGCCACUGCUUAUUAAAAAGGUUCUCCUCA
Tyto alba (common barn owl) is the source of this 2497-nucleotide messenger RNA. RefSeq names its product thymidylate synthetase (gene TYMS). Gene Ontology annotation, biological process: dTMP biosynthetic process. The record is from RefSeq and is a predicted model, not a curated record. Gene Ontology annotation, cellular component: cytosol; mitochondrion. Lineage: Eukaryota; Metazoa; Chordata; Aves; Strigiformes; Tytonidae. Gene Ontology annotation, molecular function: thymidylate synthase activity. The transcript is spliced from 7 exons. The coding region runs from base 154 to 1050 and encodes 298 amino acids.